AUGUUCUCUAAUAUGAGUGAUGACAUAUCAAUAGAAAGUAGUUACUUAAAAAACAUUUUUAAAAGCACAGACAAAAAAAUAAAAUUAUUUAAAUUAUAUUUAGAGAAAAAGUUAAACAUUAAUUCGUAUUCGCUUGGGGAAUUUUCUCUUAAACAUGAUGAAAAAUUUAGACGAAUAUUUUUUUCCAAUAUACUAAAAGAGCAUAUAAUAACAAAAAGGAAAAAAGAUAGAUUAUAUAUAGUCAAUGAAGUAGUUAUAAAUAAAGACUUUUUUCAAAACUAUUUUUAUUUUCAAUAUUUUUUACAAAAUGUUUUAUUAUUUGAAGAUUUACGAUUAAAAAAAAUAGAAAAUAAUUUAAACAAAGAUGUUUUUUUUAAAGAAAAAAAAUCAUCUUUAAUUAACUGGAAGCAAUGCUUUAGUCAUAUAAAAAAAAAGUUAAAUGAAAAAGGAGUGGACAAAAAAAGUAAAAUUUAUAAAAAUUCAGUCUUAUUGUUUAAUUCAACCAAAUUUUCAUAUGAAGAUCAAAAUUGUUGUGAUUAUUUUUAUAGUCUAAAAGUAUGGGAUAUUUUUUUUAACUACGUUUCCUUUGAUUUUUUAAACUAUUUGUUGUCUAACACCCUUAUAUUUAUAUCCGACUUUUUUUUUAUUAAUUCAAAUGAAUUACUUCCAAUUCAAACUUCCUUUUUUAUUACACUAAGCCACAUUGAGUUAAAAUGGAAAGGCAAUAAAGAAUUAGAGAAAAAAAUUAUUUUAAAAAAAAAAAAAUUAUUUUAUAACACAAAACAGAUCAAAAUAAUUUAUAAAAGCAAUUCUACACAAAAUGUAAAUAUUCAGAAAAAAAAUACAAAUCAAACACAUCUUACUAAGGAACCUGAAACAACUGAAACUACAAAUUUGGUAUCUCAAAAAAAUAACAGUGAUAUACAUGCCCCAAAUGAAAGAGAUAAUAAUAUGACAAUUUUGAAUAAUUCUAAAAAUAAAAGAGUUAAUGAAAAAAGGGAUAAUGAAAUAGAUAAUAUGAGAAAAUCUAAGAAAAUAAAAACUUUUCAUAAUAGUAUUGAAAUAAAAGAAAGCAAGUCAUUAAUGUGUUCAGAAAAAUAUAUAGACAAACUAAAACAUUUGAAAAAAAUAUAUAAAUAUUUGCUUAAAAAAAAAAGUAAUAAAACUUAUUUUAAAAUUCAUGAUAGUCAUUCAUAUAUAAGGUAUUUGUAUUUAAUUCAAUGCAGUGGAGGAAUUUUGAAAAAUGAUUGUUUAGAAGAAAUGAAAGAAAUCAUAAAAAAGAAAAAAGAAAUACUUAGAAACGAGAAAAAAAACAAAAAUAUCCAAAAUCAUAUAAUAAAAGUUAUUAAGAAAGAUCAAAUAAUAGAAAUUGAAAACAACGGAUUACACAAAAUUGAUACAAAUCAAAAAAUAGAAAUAAAAAAAAAAAAACUGCCAAAUAUUUAUUUCUUUCAUAAUAAUGAUAAAAAUGAAAAUAGACAUUUUAAUAAUGUUACUGAUAGUUUGAAUAUGUGUGAUUAUGAAAUGGGUACUGAAAAAGAGACUAAAAUGUUAAACGAUAAAAAAAAAUGGAAUAAAAUAAUAAUUAACAGAAACAACAUUUUACAACAUAAUACUACGAAUAAAUAUAAAAACUUUUUAUUUAAUAAAAAUAUGAUUUUUGAUAAAUUAGAAAAUUUGCCUUUAUUUAUUUAUCAUUUAUUAAACUAUAUUUGUACAUCAAAUCAAAAAUACUUUUUUCAUAAUAAUUUUAUAGAUGAAUAUAAGCAAAAAAUACUAAAACAAAUUAAAUGUAAUACAAAAAAAAACGACAUUUCUCAUUUCGUGUAUAAAAAGGAAAAUACAAAAACAUGUAAUGUAGUCAAAGAAGGUAAUAAUAAUAAGGAAAAAAAUAUUUAUUUUCGGAUUAAAAAAACGAAAAUACUUAAGUAUAUCUACUACCAUUUUUCUGAAUUUUUAAAUAAUGUCAGGAAUACAAAAUUUGAAAAAAUUUAUAAUAAGCAUUUUCCUAAAAAAAUAAUGAAAAACAAGAUAGCAAAAAUAUUUAAGACAAUAAAAUCGAUUAUAAUAAAAAAAUUUCAUAUUAUUAAUGUAAGAAAAAAUAGAAAAUUUAUCAAACAAAAAAUAUAUGAUUAUUUUUUUAAAAAUUGUGAUUUUCUUAGUUUUUCCUUUAAAACUUAUAAAGUUAUUGAUUUUAUUGUGCAUGUUACAAAAAAGUGUGUGCCUGUUAAACUGUUAGGUAGUAGAUAUAAUUUCAAAAUUUUUUUAAAUAAUGUCAAAAAAUUUAUAUUAUUGAAUUAUAAAGAAAGUUUUUCUAUGGAUCAAAUAAUGAAACAUGUAAAGGUUAAAAACAUUUUUAAAAAACAGAAAAAUAAUAUAGAAAAAAGGAAAAAUGCAGACAAAAAUAAAAAAAAUAUACCAGAUAAAUCAAAUAUUAUUACACCACUGAGCAACAUUUUAAUGGAACCAUUUCAAAAAGAUAUUUCAAAAUGCUCUAGUUAUAAUUUAUAUGAACAUAAAAAAACAAAUGAUGAUAAACAAAAUCGAUUUAUGAACUAUUCAUCAAAAAAUAUAUCUUUGUUUCAAGAAUUAAAAAGAAAAUACUUUGAUAAAAAAAAAAAAAUAAUUUUAGCCAUUCAAAAAAGACAUUUUUUGAGUAGACUUAUAUAUUUUAUUUUUAAUUAUUUCAUUAUGCCAUUAAUGAGAAAUUUUUUUUUUUUGACAAAGUCAGAGCAUACUAUUUAUAGAACUAUUAUUUUCGAUAGAAAACUAUGGAACUACUUUACAAAAAUUUCAAAUUUUUGUUUAUAUCAUCAAAACUUUCGAAAUAAAAAAAUUAAAAAAAUAAAAGAAACCAAACCAAAGCAAGUUCAUCAAUUAUUGAAAAAGCAGGGCAUAGAACAACAUCUCAAUCGAUUUAAGCUUUUAAAAAAAAAAAAAAAUAUAUCAUUCAAAGGAAACAAUAGCAUUCAUUUUGUUAAAUCUAUAGGAAAUAAAGAAACAGGAAAAGAUAAACACACCAAAGAUACACUUUUUAAAGAUAAAAUAAUAAAAAAAGGAAGCACCAUAAUGUGUAAAGAAGUUGGAAAGGUAAAAAAAGAAAAAAAGGAAAGAAUGCCUGAAUGUAAAAAAAUAAAUAAUUUAUACAAAAUAAAAGUUCUUAACAAAAAAAAUGUUAGACCUUAUUUAAAAAAGUUUUACUACAAAAUUCGAAAAAAAUAUUUUUCCUUAAAAAAAUACUAUAUUAAAACUAAUAAAAAUAUGAUUCCUACUAUGUUGAGAAAGUAUAAAGAGUAUAUCAAUUAUACGAAUGAUAAAAAAUUCCUUCUUAUAUAUAUGGGAAAACGUUUUUUCAAAAAAAAAAAAGUUAAUUAUAUUAAACUUUUCUAUAAACUGGUAAUCAAAAUUGAGAAGAAAAUUAAUAAAAUGCAAUGCAAAAACUCGGUAAAAAGGAAACGAAAAAUAAGUGAAAUUGAACAUAUGGAAAUCAAAUCGAAAAAACGGUCAGUAUCAUGUAUUGUUUCCAACCCUGAUCAGGUCCAUAACCAAAAGAAGCGAGGGGGAAGAGAACUGAAUACAAAAAUAAUAGGAAAAAGGAAACGGUCUGACAAUAAUAAUAACAACAAUAAUGGUAACAAUAAUAACAAUAAUAAUGGGGAAAAGAAUGUGCCUCAAAAUGCUGUUUUUUCAGAUAACAAAAUAAAUAUGAAAAAAAUAUAUAUGCACAAAAUAAAGAAUAUGAUCGAAAAACGUAAUUUUUUACUAAAGCUUAAUUGUAUUAAUAAUUUUUUUUCAAAAAAAUUACGAAUUAAUUGGAUACCUAAAAAAAAAGGAUUAAGACCUUUGAUAAAUUUAUCAACAUUGAACAUUCCUGAAAGUGUAAAAGCCAGAGUCACAGAAAUAUUAAAAAACAAAAAAAGCAGUGAAUUUUAUUAUCAUAAUAUAUUAGAAAAUUUAGAAAGAAAAAGGGAAAAGAAUAACCCUCUUCGAAAAAAAAAAUAUAAUCGAAAAAAUUAUAAUCCAGUCUCUUUAAAUAAUAUUUGUAAAUUUUCUCUUAAAUGUUUAGGAAAUGCUAGAAGCAAUAAUAGUUGUUUAUUUAAAAAUACUUUGACAAAAACAAAUGAAAUUGAAUUAAAGCUAAAAAACUGGUUAGAAGAUAUAAAAAAUUGUUUUUAUCGUAAAAAAAUUUAUAGAAAAUAUAUAAAAAAUAAAUUACGGAAUAACAAAAUAAUUUAUGCAUAUAUAUGUGUUGGUGAUUUUUCAAAUUGCUAUGAGCACAUAAAUCAUAAUUAUUUAUUUAAAUUUUUGAAACUUUUUUUUGAUGAAGUAUCAAAUUUUGAAUUUGUAUAUUUAUUUAAAAGAUCAUUUCGUUUAUAUAAUAAAACUAUCAACAAUUCACUCCUGUCUUAUUAUCCAGUAAAUGUUAAACAUUUUGGUAUGCAUUAUAUUAGAAAUCUUAGAGAAGUUAUAAUUAAAUCAAAUAAAAAUACAAUACAUAAUUUUUUAUUAAAGCAAUUAUUUAAAAAUGCUUCGAACACAGAUUUGUAUAUUUUCUCAGAUUCUUAUAAAAGUGUUCAAGUUGAAAAAAGAGAUAUUUUUAUGACAAUAAUAACGAUUAUUAGAUAUUACUACCUUAAUAUAUAUUUUAGCAUAAAAGAGUUAAAAUUAAAUAAAAAUAAUAUUUUUUAUUUUCAAAUAUUUCAAAAAAAUAGCAAAAUAAAAAAUAAUGUUUAUUUUAAAUUAAAAAACCAAAAAAUAUUUCAAACAAUUCAGCAAUUUCGCCAAAGCAAACUUUCGCCUCUUGAAUCAAUUGAAAAAAAUACCCCAAAUAAUAAGUUAGAAAAAAAUGAUAAAAAUAACAAAAUUGAAAAAUCGGCACAUAGGAAAUUAAAUAAUUCGAUAAACGAUUCUAUUAUUAAACCUAUUUCAGAAUUAAAUAAAGAGUCCAAAGCAAAUGAUAUAAAUAGUUCUUUCCCAUUUAGAAGUAAUAGUACAUGUAUUUCUGCAAGUGCCGAAAAUGGAAGUCAAUGUUUUGGGAGUAUACUAAAUAACAAUAUAAAUAAUAAUAUGAAAAAUAACAUGAUUAAAAUUAGUGACAAUAUUAACAAUACUCCAGAUAUUGUAGAGCAUAAUAUUAAAAAAGAAAAUAAUUUAGUUAUUUUACAAAAUGAUAGAGAAAGAGCAUUACCUAUUUCUCAGUCUAACGAAUCAUUUAAUUUAGGUGAUAAAAUAGAAACAAAUAAAAUAUAUCCCGAAAAAAAGAUUUUAACAUUUUUAGAUAAAAACAUUAUUAGUAAUAUAUGCGGACUACCACAAGGAUUUAGUUUGUCUAAUAUUUUAUGUUCUCUUUAUUAUGCAUAUUUAGAUAAAAAUAAAGAAUUUCAAAAUAUUUUAUGUGCAGAAAGAAAAGAAAGUGACAAAAAAAAUAAUUCGAUAAAUAAAAAUAUAUAUUGUAACCCUUUAAAUACCAAUUCAUUAUUGAUCAGAUUUAUAGACGAUUUUUUAUUUAGUACACUUAAUAAAAAAAAUAUUAAAACAUUUAAAAAUUUAUUAUUAAAAAGAAAAAUUUGGGGAGAAAAUAUUAAUUCGUCGAAAACUAAAAUAUUUAAAAUACCUCUUAUUUAUAAAAGUGAUUUAUUUAUUUACAACAUCUGGGAUAAACAAAAUAAAGAAAAAAAAAAAAAAAAAAAAAAAUUGAAAAGAUUGUCUCGAAAUAUCUUUCUUAGAAAUACUAACAAAUUAUCAUCAAGAAAGUUGAAAAACUCUUUAUUAGCUGCAUAUAACUCGAAUACUAAUAUUUUAAAAGAUCACAAAAAUGAAGAAAUGUGUAAUUAUACAAAUUUACAAAAAUUGGAGAUAAACAGGGGCCAACCACAACAAGUUUGUAGUAAACCUAUAAAAAGAAAUUCACAUCCAAAAACAGUAGGAAAUGAAAAUAUUAAGACAAUUGCGAGCACACAAAAAAAUAAGGGGAAAAAAAGAAAAUUAAAAUUGAGAAAGAAUAAAUAUUCAAAAUUAACAAUAUGUCAAAUUAAAAAGGUAAUAAAAACACUAUGCAUAAAAAAGGUCAAAUUAAAAGAGAAAUCGCCUGAAAAAGGUCAUAAAAUUCAAAAACAUAUUAAAAGAUUAAAAAAAUUAAAAAAACUGAAAAUAAAAAAAAUGGAAAGAGAGGUAGGGGAAACAAAUUAUAUAAAUGCAGCUCGAUCUAUCAGAUCUAUUGAAUGGCUAAAUAAUUCAUAUAUUUUCGAUUUUGUAAAUAAUUCAAUCCAUAGUAUAUCAUAUCCUUGGAAAAAUAAAAAUGAUGCAACAAUUAGGAAUCAUAUACAUUUAAAUAAUAUAAUAGGAGAAAAGUGCAGUAAAAUAAGCUUUAUGAAAUUUUUAGUGGAAAAUAGAAUAAUGAGAAAUGUUAUAUCAAAACAAAAAAAAUAUAUAUCAUUAUAUAAAAAUAAACAAAAUGUAUAUUUUUGUUAUAAAAAUAAUUUCAUAUUAUUAAAAACAUCUAUAUUAAAAUUUAUUUGUUCUAUUAAAACAUUGAAGCAUAUGUUUAAUACAUUUUAUAAUCCGAUUUACAAUACAAAAUUUAUUUUACAUUUAAUUUCAUAUAUGAAAAAAUGUUUAAUAAAAAAUAAAAAUCUUAAAUUUGUUAAAUUGUUUUUAAUUGAAACAGCUAUUGAAUCAUUACAAUAUGCUAAGGUGUUUCACCCAAAUCAUUUUAUGUUUCGAUGUCUAAAAGUUCUUAAAAAAAUUAAAAAAAGAUUAAUAAAUAAAUAUAAAAAAAUUAAAAAAAAAAAAUUACUAAUUCAAUAUAGAAAUAUGUUUAAUGUUAUUAAAAGGGAGUUAUUUAAUUCCUGGCCAUGUAUGUUUAAAUUAAGGGAGGCUGUCGAAGGGCGAAAAAAAAACAAGUCCAAAAGGAGGAAAAUAGAAAAUAAAAAAAAUUAA
Plasmodium berghei ANKA is the source of this 6939-nucleotide messenger RNA. RefSeq names its product telomerase reverse transcriptase. Gene Ontology annotation, biological process: telomere maintenance via telomerase. NCBI's taxonomy places the organism in Eukaryota, Apicomplexa, Aconoidasida, Haemosporida, Plasmodiidae. Bases 1 to 6939 code for a protein of 2312 amino acids. The record is from RefSeq and is a predicted model, not a curated record. Gene Ontology annotation, cellular component: telomerase catalytic core complex. The transcript has a single exon. Gene Ontology annotation, molecular function: telomeric repeat DNA binding; telomerase RNA binding.